AUGUCGAAUGUAACAAUAUUGGGAAAUGAAUCCAACGCAAUUUCGAAAUCGAAAUUGACGCGUAUUUAUCCUGAAAGUGAUGGAGAUGACAUAGUUAUAUCGGGCAUGGCUGGAAAGUUUCCCAAUUGCCAUAAUGUUGCCGAGUACGAACAUUGCCUCUACAAUAAGAUUGACAUGGUCGAUGAUGAUGAACGACGUUGGCGCCAUUUCAAUCCGGAAAUUCCAAAACGAUCGGGAAAAAUUCAUAACUUGGACAAGUUCGACGCCACCUUCUUUGGUGUACAUUUCAAGCAGGGCCAUACAAUGGAUCCCCAAACCAGAAUUCUAAUUGAAACCGCUUAUGAAGCUGUUAUCGAUGCCGGUGUUAACCCGAAAACCUUACGCGGUAGUAGAACUGGUGUAUUUGUCGGAGCUUGCAUUUCUGAAUCGGAGAAAACUUGGUUCUACGAAAAGGUGUCGUCGGGUGGUUUCGGUAUUACAGGAUGCAGUCGUGCUAUGAUGGCCAACCGCAUCUCAUACAGUCUGGGGUUGCAAGGGCCAUCGUUUUUGGUCGAUACCGCCUGUUCGAGUUCAAUGUAUGCUCUCGAUUGUGCCUUUAGUGCUAUCAGAAGCGGAGAAAUAGAUGCCGCCAUCAUAGGAGGUGCUAAUCUUUUGCUACAUCCAUACGUUACACUGCAAUUUGCUCGCCUCGGUGUUUUGGCUCCCAAUGGUUAUUGCCGACCAUUUGACAAGAACGCUUCGGGCUACACUCGCUCGGAGGCUAUUAAUUGUCUCUUUAUUCAGAAGAGGCGUGAUGCAAAACGUGUUUAUGCCACCGUUGUCUAUUCUAAGACCAACUGUGAUGGCUUCAAGCCCGAGGGCAUUACCUACCCUUCCGGCAAGGUGCAAGAGCAAUUGCUGCGAGAGUUUUACAACGAAACCGAUGUUACACCCAAUGACCUGGGGUAUUUAGAAGCGCACAGCACCGGUACUGUGGUCGGCGACCCCGAGGAAUGUCGUGCCAUCGACAAUGUCCUAUGCAGUCAGCGAGAGGAGCCACUAUUAGUUGGAUCGGUCAAAUCGAAUGUCGGCCACUCGGAAUCUGCUUCCGGUAUAUGUUCGCUGGUAAAGGCUUGCUUUGCAUUCGAAACCGGCAAAAUUGCACCGAACAUUAAUUUCGAAGAAGUUAAGCCCGAAAUAAACGCCCUGGCUGAAAGGCGUUUGGUUGUCGUCAAUGAGGUGAUGGAGUUGAAAAAGCCCUACAUUGGCAUAAAUUCAUUUGGAUUUGGCGGUGCCAACGCCCAUGCUGUCUUGAAGGCAUUCCACAAAGAAAAAAUUAAUAAAGGCCUACCCGAAGACGACAUUCCCCGUCUGGUCACAUGGGCUGGUAGGACGGAAGAAUCGGUCAAUGUGAUAUUCGAUGAACUGUUGAAGAGACCCCUGGACGCCGAAUACGUUUCACUACUGCAUAAUAUCCAAAAUGAAGAUGUCCCUGGUAUGGUGUUCCGUGGCUUCGGCGUAUUCAGUAAGAAUGGCUAUGAAGCUCCCAUUGUCGAAGUGAGAGAUGUACAGCACUACUCCGGUAUUAAGCGUCCGAUUGUUUGGGUUUUCAGCGGCAUGGGUUCGCAGUGGAGCCAGAUGGGAUCGUCACUAAUGAUUAUACCAAAGUUCCGCAAUACCAUCGAGAAAUGUCACAAUGCUUUACUUUCAAAGGGUUUGAAUCUGAUCGAGAUCUUAACAUCCGACGACCCCUCUGUCUUUGAUAAUAUUCUACAUUCUUUCGUUGGCAUUGCUGCUAUUCAAAUUGCCUUGGUCGAUGUGUUGCGUUCCUUGGGAAUGGAACCGGACUACAUAAUUGGACAUUCUGUUGGUGAGCUGGGCUGUGGUUAUGCCGACGGUGGAUUUACACCAGAACAAAUGAUCUUGGCAUCGUACUAUCGCGGCAAGGUCAGUUUGGACAUUGAAAAAAUAAAGGGCUCUAUGGCGGCUGUGGGUAUUGGUUAUAAGAAAAUCGUUGGUAUUCUGCCGCCAACAAUCGAGGUAGCAUGUCACAAUGGAGCCGACUCGUGCACCAUUUCCGGCCCAUCGGAAGACGUCGCUAAAUUUGUAUCCGAACUAAAAGCCAAAGAUAUUUUCGCUAAAGAAGUUCCAUGCUCGAACAUUGCAUACCAUUCACGUUAUAUUGCUCACAUGGGUCCCCAUCUCUUGAAGUACCUAAAAGAAAUCAUACCCGAUCCCAAACCGAGGUCUUCGAAAUGGCUUAGCUCCAGUGUGCCCAAAACGGAAUGGGACCAACCAGGCCGCAACCUAUGUUCAGCCGAAUACCACACGAACAACUUGCUAAACAGUGUCUUGUUUGAAGAAACCUUUGCACUUCUCCCCAAGGAUGCCCUUACUAUCGAAAUAGCUCCACAUGGCUUGCUGCAAGCUAUUCUGAAGCGUUCCAUGCCUAAGGGUGUCCACAUUCCUCUGACCCAACGUGGCAAUAAAAACAAUGGACUCUUCUUUUUGACUGCUCUGGGCAAGCUCUUCUCCAAUGGAUUAACAUUCCCCGUCUACAAUCUCUAUCCAAAGAUUGAGUUCCCGGUUUCAAGAGGUACACCCGGUAUCAGCUCGCUAGUACGCUGGGAUCACAGUGAAAAAUGGUUCGUCACAACGUAUGAGAACAUGAAAACCAAGUCAAGCGGAGAACGCCUGUACACAAUCAGUUUGUCUAGCGAUGACGAGGAGUUUAUAGGCGGUCACGUAAUCGAUGGUAAGAUUCUAAUACCGGCCACCUGCUAUCUGCAGUAUGUGUGGGAAACCUUUAGUCUCAUGUAUCAUGGACCAAGUUAUAUGGAUGUCCCCGUGGAAUUUGAGGAUGUUAAAUUUUUAAGAGCUACUCACAUGUCACCGAAUCAGAACGUCGAACUAACCGUGAUGAUCCAUUAUGGUACUGGUAAUUUUGAAAUUACAGAAUCGGGAACAUUAGUGGUAACAGGUCGCAUUAUCGAAAUUGAACGACCCACCAUUCCCAAGCCAGUUGAGAUUGUUACAGAAAGCGACUAUCCCAUGAUGUCGACUAGGGACUUCUACAAGGAACUCAGACUACGCGGUUAUCAUUACAACGGAGCAUUCCGAGCCGUGAAUGCCGCCCGCGGAGAUGGGCUUUACGGCAAAGUCGAGUGGAAGUACAAUUGGGUAACAUUCAUGGAUGCCAUGCUGCAAAUUCAGAUUUUGGGAACUGAUUCCCGAACACUGCUAUUGCCAACAAAAAUUCGAAAACUUCGUAUCUAUGGUGUGCAUCAUUUCGAAUUGAUGUCCAACAUGGAUCCGGAAAAUCGGGUCUUCGACGUGUACGUAGAUGCGAAGAACAAUCGUAUUGUUUCGGGUGGCAUUGAACUUAUUGGUGUGCAUGCCAGUCCAGUUCAACGCCGCCGUCCGCCAGGCAUUCCCGUUUUGGAGAAAUACCAAUUCCUGUCCCACUUCCCUUCGCCUGUUUUAUCAACAUCCGACGCCGUUCGUGCAUGUGUGCAAAUUGCUCUCGAAAAUACGCCGGCAUUAAAACUGAGGAUUGUCGAGGUGGACACUGACGGCCGUGACACACUGAUUACAAACUUUUUGGAUUCUAUUGAAGAUCUGCCUCAAGUAACCGGCGACUAUUUGCUAUUAUCGAAGAGGACAUUCCCGGAUUUGCACGCAUCCAUACAUGUGGAAGAUGGCAAACUGUCGUCAUUGACUAAUUAUAACUUCCUCAUAGUAGGAGGCCUGGGCGGAUUGGUGAACGAAUCCACAAUUAAAGCCGCGGGCAAAGCUCUGGUCGAUAGUGGCUACAUGGUGGUUCGAGAGCGCACCACAUCCAACAUCGACAGCUUGGUUAUUCCGGAUAAAUUUAAUCUCAUUGCUGCUAUGCCUUUGGACAACAACGAAGAAGUUAUCCUGCUGCUGCAGUAUAGACCGAUGAAGGUAAAUAUUGUCGAACCGGUUUUGAUAGAAGUUAGUGAAUCGGAUACCGAAUUCAAUUGGCUGACAAAAGUACAACAAGUGCUGCCCACAAAAGUGCCAGUUCUGCUUUACGCCACGAAUGUGAACGUGAAUGGCCUAAUUGGCCUAGUUAACUGUCUGCGCAAGGAGCCUGAUGGCUCCAUAGUCACGUGUUUCUUUGUGGAUGAUGAGAAUGCGCCUGAAUUUAGUCUUUCGGAUCCCUUCUAUGCCAAUCAGUACGCAUUGGGAUUGGCUGUAAAUGUGUAUCGUCAUGGUAAAUGGGGUACCUAUAGGCAUCUUCAACUUAGCUUGAAUGAAGUAGCGGGACCCAGAAAGGACCACAUAUUCGGUAAUGUGAUUCAACGAGGUGAUUUGUCGUCUUUGAGAUGGUUCGAGGGUCCCCUCAAUCCUGCCGAUUCUGAAAUUAAGAUCUCCUAUUCGUCAAUUAAUUUCCGUGAUGUCAUGCUUGCCACGGGUCGCCUGGCUGUGGAACUAUACGGUGCUGACCGCUUAAAUCAAAGCUGUGUGCUGGGUUUCGAAUAUUCCGGAAUACACAACAAGACCGGGAAACGUAUAAUGAGUAUGGUUGUGAAGGGUGGUGUGGCGUCUUAUGUGGAUAAACCGUCCAAGCUAAUAUGGGAAGUUCCGCCUCAAUGGUCGAUGAAAGAUGCCGCCACUGUCCCCGUGGUCUACAUUACCGUUUACUAUGCCUUCUUCAUGGCGACUGACAUCAGAAAGGGCAAGAGUAUAUUGAUUCAUGCCGGUACGGGUGGCAUAGGCUUAGCGGCUAUACGCGUCGCAUUGGCCUAUAACCUCGAGGUAUUCACCACAUGUAGUACACCGCAGAAAAAGAAAUUCCUAUUGGACACAUUCCCCCAACUAAAAGAAUCUCACAUUGGCAACUCUCGUGACACUUCCUUUGAGGAAAUGAUCCAACGUGAAACGAAUGGCAAGGGUGUGGACUUUGUUCUGAAUUCCCUUUCUGAAGAUAAGCUGUUAGCAUCUGUCCGUUGUUUGGGACAAUGUGGCCAUUUCUUGGAGAUUGGCAAAUUCGAUAUGGCCAACGACAGUAAAUUAGGUAUGAGCUGUUUCCUCAAGGAACUGACCUUCCAUGCUGUUUUGGCAGAUCGUUUGUUGUACGCUUCGGACGAAGAAAUUGCCCAUUUGAAACACCUAAUGGAUACGGACAUUGCCAAUGGUAUCAUUCAACCCCUACCCGCCACAGUUUUCCAGGCGCACGAAAUUGAGCAAGCAUUCCGUUAUAUGGUUGGUGGCAAACAUAUCGGUAAAGUGUUGGUUCAAGUUCGAGAAGAUCCAGAGUCCGAGUAUACCCUGCCCGUCAAAGUGCUGAAGCAGGUUUAUUUCAAGCCUGACCUUAGCUACAUCAUUCCUGGUGGUCUAGGAGGUUUUGGACUUGAGUUGGCAGAUUGGAUGGCGACACGUGGUGCCAAGAAAAUAGUAUUGAGUUCACGAAAUGGAUUAAGCAAGGACUAUCAGUCUUACAGAAUUGCUUUAUGGAAGACAUAUGGAUGUGAAGUCUGUGUUAAUACCGCAGAUAUAACAACUUAUGAGGGAUGUGUGAAGUUGCUUUCGGAAGCUGAAAAAUUAGGACCUGUCGGUGGUAUUUUCAACUUGGCUGUGGUAUUGCGCGAUGGAAUUUUUGAAAAUCAAACCAAAGAAAUGUUUGCGGAAUCCUUUGGACCCAAGGCAAUGGCGACCAAAUACUUGGAUGAACUUUCACGAAAACGGUGUCCUAAUCUCGAACACUUUGUAGUUUUCUCCAGUGUGUCCUGCGGUCGGGGCAAUGCCGGACAGACCAAUUACGGCAUGGCUAACUCGGUUAUGGAAAGAAUAAUUGAAAAGCGUGUUGAUGACGGCUAUCCGGGCAAGGCUAUACAGUGGGGCGCAGUGGGAGAGGUCGGCUUGGUCGCAGACAUGGCCGAAGAUAAGAUUGACAUGGAAAUCGGAGGUACACUGCAACAACGUAUCUCGUCAUGCUUACAAGAAUUGGAUACGCUACUAAGUGCACCCGAUGCCAUUGUGUCGAGCAUGGUGGUAGCUGAAAAGAGGGUUGGUCGAUCGGGUGGUGAGAACAUACUUGAAACAGUCAUGAACAUAAUGGGUAUUCGAGACAUAAAAUCCGUUUCCAUGGGCACCACACUAUCGGAGAUGGGUAUGGAUUCACUUAUGGCCGUUGAAAUAAAACAAACUCUGGAACGUGACUUCGAUUUGGUGUUGACACCGCAGGACUUAAGAUCCCUGACCUUCCAGAAAUUGGCUGAAUUCGAAGAAGCUCGCAAGCGCGAGGACACUGAAACUGUGAAAAUGAUAUUCACGUCGGACAGUCAAAAUUCUGGAAUUGAACUUUUGCUACGAAACUUGGGCGACGAAUCGCACUGCGACAAAGUCACAUUGUCUUUGGAAACAGCGGCCGAUGCUACGAGACUUCAAAUGCCACCAUGUAUUAUAAUACCUGGCCUGGAGGGCACUGCGGGCAUUUCAUGGUACAAGAUUGCCAGUGACCUGAAAACAAGAGCACUGCUCCUGCAACUACACAGCUUUGCCGAAAUGACAACCGUGGACGAAAUAGCCGAGGCCGCCUUUGACCACAUCAAACCGGUUCUGAAGGUCAAUGAACCAUUCUACAUGGUUGCAUAUUCGUUUGGAUCCUAUGUGGCACUGAAAUUGACUGUCUUGUUGGAAAAGGCGGGCUUCCGCGGUAAAUUAAUGUUGAUAGAUGGCGCCCCGCAUUUCCUUACCAAAUUGACACGUCUGCAUAUUGGUGAAAACUUUUCCGAUAUGGAAGUUUACGAUUACCUAUUCUCCAGAAUAAUAGCUCAAAUUUUCCCAGAUACGCUCAAAGAAUCGAUCGGUGUUGAGUUCCAUCUACUGCCAACAUUGGAACAAAAGAUGGAAAAAUUCAUGCAGUAUGUCGAAAAACAAGACAUAUACUCCAAGGAGUACUCGGAGAUAAUUGUCCAUGCCAUGUUCCGACGCAUUCGCAUGGCUGCCAAUUAUGACUUGGCAUCCAUUGAGAAACUGAAUACGCCAAUUGCACUUAUACGGCCAGCCGAAGUAUCAUUGCAGGACAUCGAUGAGGACUACUGUUUGCAGAGCAUCACCACUGAGAAGGUUGUCGUAAAGGUCAUCGAGGGUAAUCACACCACCAUGUUAGAUAAUCCAAUUCUAACAAAUUAUAUCAACGAAUUUGAUCCCUCUAUUGAAGAUGACAAAAAUUUCGAGGGCUAUAUUAGAGAUACGAAAUCUGUACGGGUUGUCUAA
Messenger RNA from Musca vetustissima, 7224 nucleotides. RefSeq names its product fatty acid synthase (gene FASN3). Bases 1 to 7224 code for a protein of 2407 amino acids. Gene Ontology annotation, biological process: fatty acid biosynthetic process. Gene Ontology annotation, molecular function: 3-oxoacyl-[acyl-carrier-protein] synthase activity; phosphopantetheine binding; oxidoreductase activity. The record is from RefSeq and is a predicted model, not a curated record. The transcript is spliced from 9 exons. NCBI's taxonomy places the organism in Eukaryota, Metazoa, Arthropoda, Insecta, Diptera, Muscidae.